AUGUACGGCAAGGAGAUGGCAAAUAAUGUUGGCAUUUCUGAAGGACAGUUCAGCAAGGUGUUCUGUACGUGGAUCAAUCUUCUGCAGAGCACCCUGAAGAAACUUUUACACUUCCCAAAGGUACAUCAAAUCCAAGCAUAUUUACCCCCUUCAUUCAAAAAUUUUUCGAACACUCGUCUUGUCCUUGACGCAACGGAACUUAGAAUCCAGCGACCUAGUUCUCUCAAUGCACAACGCCAAACCUUUUACAACUAUAAACAUUACAACACCUACAAAGUCAUAAUCGGAUGCACACCAGAUAGGUACGUGGCUUUUGUGUCCAAGCUCUGGGGAGGAUCAGUAUCUGACAUUGCCAUAGUGGAGCAAAGUGGACUGCUUUGGCUUCUUGAACCAGGUGAUGCUAUUAUGGUGGACAAAGGGUUUAAGUUCACCCACCUUCCUCCCGGUGUUAAAGUGUACUGCUCAGAGUUCCACCAGCCUCACGACCUACAAAUGAAGAGAGAAGCUGUACUUGGGACAAGACAAAUAGCAGGUGCACGCGUUCAUGUGGAGAGAGUGAUUGGAAGAGUGAAACAAUUCCACAUACUUCAGACACCACUACCAAUCUCAAUGAUAGACAUUGCCGAACAAAUUUUCCAUGUCUGCUGUUAUUUCAGCAAUUUUCGUCCCCCUCUAAUCCAGAACUGA
This is a messenger RNA of Ornithodoros turicata, 687 nucleotides long. RefSeq lists its product as uncharacterized. The record is from RefSeq and is a predicted model, not a curated record. Bases 1 to 687 code for a protein of 228 amino acids. The transcript has a single exon. Lineage: Eukaryota; Metazoa; Arthropoda; Arachnida; Ixodida; Argasidae.